Exophiala bonariae is the source of this 1110-nucleotide messenger RNA. RefSeq lists its product as uncharacterized. Gene Ontology annotation, cellular component: nucleus. The transcript is spliced from 2 exons. The record is from RefSeq and is a predicted model, not a curated record. Lineage: Eukaryota; Fungi; Ascomycota; Eurotiomycetes; Chaetothyriales; Herpotrichiellaceae. Gene Ontology annotation, biological process: transcription antitermination; regulation of mRNA 3'-end processing; transcription elongation by RNA polymerase II. Gene Ontology annotation, molecular function: RNA polymerase II transcription regulatory region sequence-specific DNA binding; zinc ion binding. Bases 1 to 1110 code for a protein of 369 amino acids.
AUGUACCGCGCACACGAGGAUGUGCGCAUUGUUCCCUACAAAUACCCCACGAGCAGACAUCCCGCGCACUCUCCCCUGUCGUCCCCUGAAGAUCUGACAAAGCUGACCAAGAUGCAACAGAUCGACUUGUCCGCUUGUUCCGCGGCCGCGAUCGACCAUCCCCUCUCACCUCCUUCGGCUUGUACCAUGGAUCGUCGCGAGAUUCAGUCCAAGGGUUCUGCCCUCCAGAAAGCGAUUCAAGCCAAGGAGCCCACCGACAGUAUUCUCAACAUCCUGCGCGACCUCAAAACAAAUGUUCGCCCAAGUGAAGAGCUUCUGCGAGCAACUCAAAUAGGCAAGAUCGUCAACAAGGUCAAAGGCAUGUCAGGACUUGAUCCCCAAGUCACUCAACUAGCCUCCGAGAUUAUCAGUCGAUGGAGACAUCUUGUGAACGAGCAGAAGUUGGCCAGUGGAGCAGGCACUCCUAACGGAGCAAGAUCCAACGGAACAAGCUCGCCUGCACCAAAAGCUGCCACACCUGUACCUGCUCCCAAACUUACCAGUCCUGGAAUUGCGCCGGACAAACGAAACUGGAAGGUCGACAAAGUACCUCGAGAUGAACUCACAAAUGACACAGCGCGGAACAACUGUAUAGGGUUGAUUUAUGAUGGUCUAUGUUUAGGUUCGAGUCAGCCUAUGAAACAGAUUCUCGAUCUCGCCAAGCAAGUCGAGUCUGCCGCUCUCAACUUGCCUGACGCCAAAGGCUCCUCCAAUUCUGCAGUAUACAAGGAGAAGAUGAGAUCACUGUACCAGAAUCUGAAGAACAAAUCCAAUCCUGGUCUUCGGAAGCGUAUUCUCUCGGGCGAGGUAACCCCAGCCAAGUUUGUCACCAUGUCACACGAAGAAAUGAAGUCGAAACAACAGCGUGAGGAAGAUCAGAAGAUUGCAAAGGAGAAUAUGAACAAUGCCAUGGUUGCACAAGAAGAGAAAAGUGUCAGUACCAGUCUGGAAUGCGGUAAAUGUCAUCAGAAGAAAGUCAGCUACUCUCAAGCACAAACUCGAAGUGCUGACGAACCGAUGACGACGUUUUGCGAGUGUAUGAAUUGCGGCAACCGGUGGAAAUUCUCUUAG